Mycena citricolor is the source of this 5920-nucleotide messenger RNA. Lineage: Eukaryota; Fungi; Basidiomycota; Agaricomycetes; Agaricales; Mycenaceae. The record is from the annotation of a GenBank genome assembly.
UGAGAGGUAAGACAUUUUCUGAGGCUUUAUACUGACUACUACAGCACAUAUCAACGCUCAGGCCAAUCCCUAGCCUACCAUGCAGGCAGUGCACAAAUAGCCAGGUAGUGUACCAAUUAGGAAGGCGCCUCCAGGAUGGCCUCCGAUCAGGGGGGGUAGGGGGUGGUUUGAUGGCCUCCGGAGGGGGCCUCGAAGCCAUUUUACGUAAUAAUUGGAGGUCCCUGGGGUGGACAAUCAAUGCCGCGUCGCACACGCAACUUGUCCCCCCUGUUGCACGAGGAAACCCUCGACAUGCGGUAUCCGGCCGCUGGGACCAGAAGAAAAAGGGCAUGAGACCUGCAGGCGGUCAGCACGGGGUUGUUCUUGUGAACGGCGCAUGAGACUGGCAUGGAAACACUGCUUCCUGUCAGACACGGCUACCAAAAUCGUUCCUGGAGGUCCGGUAUGACCGCAUUCAAGAUCGGCGCUGCGAUCCUGCGGGUCCCACCCGCUUCCUGGUGCAGCGCCACUGAUUGCACUAGCUUCUGUCUCCGAUGGACCUGACGAGACAGGAUUCCCGCACAACCUCCUUGCUUUCCUCACCCACCAUGGUGAGCACUCAGCCCCUUCCGCACUCGCCCACCGCCCCGGGCACUGUUCCAGACGACGCUUGGAAGACGUUUCUCGAGGAAGCCAUUAAGAAGUACGAGGAGAACACCGGGAAGAAGUUGAGGGAGUUGCCGUUUGCUGAAGACGUGGAGGGCUGCACCACGCUGGACGAUUUCUGCGAUGUUCUGUCCAAGCACAAGAAGUCGUUCGGAGACUUUCGCUCCCAGGACCAGAACAUCCGGGGCGUUCUCAAGCCGCUUGCAUCCGUCUUGAAGUUCAUCAUCGACCCCGUGGCAGAGGGAACAGCCGGCGUGGUUCCGGGCGGAAAGGGGAUCAUCGUUGCUUUCGCGGGUCUUCUCCAGGCAAGUGCAGCGGGACAUAUUGCUAUAGCCCAGAAACUGACGGAAAGCGUGUCACAACAGGCCGCCAACCGAGUCAGCAGCAAAUACGACUCACUGGAGCUCAUCCUCGGUUGGUUCCAGCCAUGUUUGGCUCGCCUGGACGUGUAUCUCGUCCAGCUUCCUCCGGCUCACCGUCAACUGCUCCACAACACGUUGCUGAAGAUUCUGGUCCUCAUGAUCAAGACAUUUGGGCUCCUGACGUCGUAUCUCCAGGAAUGUCCAGAAGACAAGAAAUGGCGGCUUUGGGCAGCCAAGACGCGCAUGAAGGAUUGGGUGCUCGAGAUGCUUGGAUCUGAUGAGGUUCAAGGGGCCCUCAACGAGCUCGACGAGCUCACCAAGGAAGAGGUCCUUGCCACAUCGCUACAGACGCUUCUGGUGUCCGUGGAAAUACAAAACCUGAUUGUCGAGCAAGAUAUCAGAACCUGGCUCAACCCAUAUGAUACGGGCACACGCUUUAACUAUCUUACCGAAGUUAAGCAUAACGGGACAUGUAAUUGGUUCUACGACGAGCGAUUUGAGAAUUGGAUUGGGAUGCCGAACUCGAUGUAUUGGGUCCAUGGGAAGCCUGGCGCUGGGAAAAGUGUGUCGAUGUCUGCGGUGGUCAAGCAUAUGCAGGCACGGAAGGAGCUCUUCGCGUUUGCGUUUAUCUCUUAUCGUGAGGAACGAUCCCAGCAUUUGGAAAGUGUCCUGUCGGCGCUGGUGUAUCAGCUUGCCACUCAGGCCAAGUGUUUCCACGACCAGCUCAAGACGGCGUAUGAUCGGCGCGGGUUAGCGCUUUCUGCCUCCCGGACCGUACUGUUGCAGUGUCUUAUGGACAUGCUGAAGAGUGCACCAAAGCGGGUGGUCCUUCUGAUUGAUGGCCUGGACGAGUAUCUGAACCCCGGGCGCACUGUGGAGCUUCUGCCUUGCUUACGGGAUCUGCGCGGGUGCAACAUCAACAAUCUGCGUCUCUUGUUGGCGAGCCGACCGGAGCAGGACAUCGAACGCGUGCUGAAACUCGAAGUGACUCAUCUGCUGAACCUUGAGGAGAAGGCAGGGAGUCGUGAAGGCGACAUCUUGAGCUAUAUCAAGGCUCAGAUUGAGCAGCAUCAUCCGGAUUGGUCUAUUGCUGUCCAGGAAAGGGUGGAGAAGGCAUUGACUCGGAGGGCAAACGGGAUGUUUCUGUGGGUUUCGUUGCAGAUGUCGCAUCUCCUGACGUGCGAAACGGGCGACAUUGAACGACAGCUGAAAAACUUGCCUGCGGACGUCAAAGGGACGUAUGAUCGGAUGAUGGAGCGCCUUCGGGCUGAUGCUUCGUCUUUCCAUCGCUCUCGGCGUCUUCUCUAUUCCAUGGCAACUUUCUUGGGUGACAUGCGUGAGCCCAUUGCGGCGGCCAUCACCAUGGUCGACCUUGACUGGGUGGACACGGACGGAAUACCGCAACCCCCUGAUCCGUUCAAUACCCGCGAUGUGAUCCGUCGGCGCGGCUCCUCAUUUGUUCAGGUUAACAGAAACUCGGUGGUUGAAUUUGUGCAUUUUACAGCCAAGGAGUAUGUGGAGGGACUUGCGGAUUUCGACGAGAAGAAGGCCAGAGCCACGGCUUUCAUAGCAUUAUCCACCGCGGCGGUGCUGAAACUCCUUGAUGCGGGAUACUGGGAGGAUUGGUCUCGCUUGCCGCUAUACAUGCGCCAGGCGGAUGUGGAGCCUUUGCUGUCCCGCAUUUUCGAUCCGUCGGAUGGGCUGUGGCCACAAUUACGGGAUGGAUUCGGAUUGACUUUUGCGGGCUCAGAGUACGCAAUCGCAUACGAAGCAGAGACGGGGCGGUCAUCUGCCGAGUUGGUUCCGGUGUUCGACAGCUGCUUGCACUGGGCGAUGCACUUACGUUUCUUCAAAACGGCCGAGGCGGUGCUUGCCAAGAUGGGCGACGAGACAAGCCAUUCUCGGCCUGUUCAGGUUCUCAUCCGUACCAUCAGAGAGGCCCUCAGACAGAAGGAGUAUCGACAGAAGUAUUUUCCCGAGGAAUUCUACUGGGGUGUGGAAUACUACUGGGCUAGCAGAUACCCUGAUGUUUCGGAUUGCAAAGAACUGCAGCGCGCAGCUGAAGGGGAGCUAUUUUUCCAUAAAAACCGCUACAAACACCUGCUACUGCCGCACCUCUCAAGAUAACAUUGUCGGCGUACUGUCUUUUCCGUAUCGCACAGCCACCGGAACAGGAGAAUGCUGUUGCUCGAUCUUUUCGCGCUGCACAGCCGCCAUCACCGGAGGGUCACCGGAACACCGCUUUGAACUUUCCACUCCGGCCUCCCUUUCUUCCACAGCGCACUCGCAUUCACUGAGCAGGAUAGUCAUAUGAACAAUGUACACAUGGGACCUGCUGAGCGAAGCGGCCCUCUGCUUAAUCAAGUAUAGUACAUCGUAUAAGCGCAAUGGGAAUAGCCGCCGCUCCUCUCGGUCUGCAGAUAGACAACGAGUGUUCUCAUUGAGUAUCGCAGCACAGAGAACUUCGGUGCGUGUUGUUGCACGGUUUUUCAUUACCCAGCUCCAGGGACAUACAACCCCUUGACCGGCCAGUCACAGCUCGGCACAGUCAUCUCUCACGGCUCCAGCUACAAGAUCUACUGGACCCAGCGCGCCAAUGCGCCAUCCAUCUCCAGCACUUCAUCCUUGACCAGCUCUGGUCUGUGCGCAUGUGGCGAGGCCUGUGACAUAUGUAGCGCACUUCCUGCAUGCCUCCCCCCCUCUUGCUCCCCACGAUCGCACACACUGCUUGAGACGGUGAUUGGAAGACGUUGACAACGAUGCAAGCGAAAACCGCAAGAAGAUCGCUAGGAGGAAGCUGAACAACUUGCUGCUCGCUGAAGAUGUGGAGGGCUGCGAACGGUAGAAGAGUUCUGCGAUGAGCCAUGGGGACGUCCGGAUUGCGUAUCGGGAAGUUCGGCCGCUCGUUCUCAAGAGCGUCAAGGCCGCAGAGAAGAUCGGCAUUCUCGGUCGGACGGGGCCAGGCAAGAGCUCUCCGCUGCACUGCUUGUUCCGCGGGGUCCAGCGGCAGUCUGAUGAAGUCGACAUCAACGGAAGGAGUAUCUCAGGGGUUGUUCUGGAUGCGUUGAGAGGUCGGCUGGCGCUAGUCCCGCAGGACAGCGGGCUGUUCCCGGGAACUCUGCAAGGAAACUUGGACCCACAAAACUCGAGAACGGACGCAGAAAAGUUCUCUGUGCUGCAGCGCGCAUGGCUACCGCCGCGACCCGGGGAACCGUCUCACCCCGUAGCCGAAGCCAAGUUCAGUCUGAAUCCUACAAUCGGCGACGAGGGAUCCAACUACAGCGCUAGCGAGGAGCAGCUGCUGGCUCUCUGUCGAGUGUUGGUGAACAACAGCCCACUCAUCGUUCUGGACGAGGCGACGAGCAGUGUCGACGUUGAGACGGAUGCGAAGCUGCAGCGGACAAUCCGAACAUAGUUUGCGAGCUCGACGUUGUUGUGCAUCGCGCAUCAGCUCAAUACGAUCGCCUACUACGACCGGAUUUUGGUGCAUCAUGUAAUCCCUUGCUCGAUGUCGGAUUCUCGCCUCCCCUGGAGUAAGAGAGUGCGAUCCAAUUCCAUCAAUUUGACAUGAUGUAGAUUUGUAUACCAACUGCCGUUUGAUUACUUGACCAGCGCGACGAACGACCAGUCCCGGGCCGACUUCCACCACCUGAACUGUGCCCAGACACUUCGAGCUUUCUCAGAUGGUCGCAACGCUGAAGCACGUUUCGUUGACCCACUUGAAUCCGCGCAGAGGGCACGCUCGAAUGCAUUCCCGUGUUGGACUCGUUCCAAUCGACGAAUCUCCUAGAAACGAUCGAUGACACAUGCCUGGUCCAAAGUCUGCUUCCCGAGAUUUCUGGCAUCCCCAUCGCGUGUACUUUGGCCAAGGUCGAGAGUGUUGAUGCGGCUGAGGUCGGUUGAACAGUAUGAGAUGCGGCAAUGAUUCGUCAGGAAGACAUACAAGACACGCUCGAAAACGAGAUUCGGGAGCUGAAGCUCGAGGCUGCCUUCGAAAUGUCACUGGAGAUCUGUGUGCAGGUCACGUCAAAUGGCCCGGACCGAGAACUUGGGCAUGAUCGCAGCGGUAUCUGGUGAACCGAGACGCAAGCGCUAGUGUGAGAUUUUGUGCAGUACCAAGGGCCUGGAGAUCGUCGGCUCGACUUGAUACGCAAGCAGUCGUAUCGUGCGUCGACUUUGCACAAUCACAGCAGCGUCGGCCAGACAAUUACGAUCAACACAGCCAACUCGGGGCAUCGGCGCCAGCUGUCUCGAUUUCGUCGCCCCGUGCGGCGGAUGUCCUACACGUCGAGCCACCAAAACCAAGCGCGGUCCCGGAAGCAGCGAGAGAAGAGGUGCAGGCUGUUGAUCACAAAUCAUCAUUUGUCAUCCAGUCGAAAAAGGGCCUGACGCCCGGCUCUCAUCCUGCAGAGCUCUGGAUGCAGAUCGUGCGCAGCGACAUUGUGGCCGACCGGUUGGAGACGGUCCGAGAGCGUGGCCAUUUCGCAUGCGCCCCGACUCCGCCGUCGAGCAACGCCGGAUGUCCCUAACGCGUUUCUGGAACGCCGCCGCCGCCGAUAGUGGGAUGAUAUCCCGCGUUCGCCGUGAACUCGAAGCUACUUGCGCUUUUCAUGUGACCGAACGUCCGUUGAUCCUAGCAAGAUCGGUAUCGCACUACUGCCUUAUACGCUGAGGGCGCUCAACAGUCACCCAAUUCUUCUGUCAGGCUGGGCGUGGGAACGGUGUACGCGCCGUGUGCACUCUGUAGCGACUCAGCCACAACGACCCCCGCGCGGUGCAGGUCACGUGUGCGAUUUGCUCAGCGAGGGUUCGAGUCCAGGAUAAUCUAAUAUGGGCUGCGGAAGGGUCUAACACAUGCUUAUGGUGUAGUAGUUAAUUCUCUGUCAAUCCUAACGAGAGACCCUUUGUUCGAG